AUGUCGUUCUCCUACAACGAUCCCGAGAAGGUUACUCCUACCGAUGAAGCCAUACAAUAUCAUUACAAGCUUGCCGCGAUGCUUGUCAAGAAGCUCGCCCUGGUUCCAAAACACACAUUCUACGCAGAGUGCAAACCCACUAUCGACGAUAUAUACAAGUUGACGAAGUCCUGCUACCCCAAUCAGAUCCCUCGUUCCGUUGGCCUCUUCUAUCUUUUCCAGAAUUUUGGCUACCUUGCCAGCAACAAUUUCUCCGGCUGCAAGCUUGAGGGUGGUUUCAACGUAUCCCGCAUGGUCUGGUACUGGAACCUGGAUAAGACGCACUCCUUUUCCCGCCACCAUCACCAGGUGUUGGCGAACUUCCUUGUCGCCAGCCUGGUCGCGGCAGAAGGGGAGAACUACGACGCCAAGGGGAUGUUCGUCCAGUUGUUUAUAGAAGCCUUCAUCACGGCCAAUCUGCGCGACACCGACCACGAAGAGCAGGAUGAGUUCCUGAAUCACUGGGACACAUGCGAAUUCGACCUCAUCACCUUCACCAACAAGGACUUGAAGCGCAUCAUGAAAAAGGUGCUGCAACUCAGGGAGGAGCUCCCUUCAGAACCAAUGCAGACCACCUGCUUCGCCAGCGAGGCUCGUCGCCAGAACUAUGCGCUGUACUGCCAAAAUGCGGCUGCGUGGGCGGUACAUUGGAUGGCGGCCUGGGAAAAGAAAGCUGAGGCGGCGGAAGCGGACGAGAAGGAGGAUCAGACCAAGCCGCUGAAGUGGGAUGACGAUCUCUGCGAUGUCAUGGCGGCUCUCGGGAUGAACAACGACGUAAGUUGCGCAAGGUGGUGCUAUGGAAUAUCAUCAACAUCUCGUAGCUUCCGUCGUACCUAA
Didymosphaeria variabile is the source of this 876-nucleotide messenger RNA. RefSeq lists its product as uncharacterized. Lineage: Eukaryota; Fungi; Ascomycota; Dothideomycetes; Pleosporales; Didymosphaeriaceae. The record is from RefSeq and is a predicted model, not a curated record. The coding region runs from base 1 to 876 and encodes 291 amino acids. The transcript has 2 exons.